Molecule: messenger RNA, 5666 nt
Organism: Limulus polyphemus (Atlantic horseshoe crab)
Lineage: Eukaryota; Metazoa; Arthropoda; Merostomata; Xiphosura; Limulidae
Product: USP6 N-terminal-like protein
Exons: 14
Coding region: 1040-2833 (597 amino acids)
Source: RefSeq, a predicted model, not a curated record
UUAUAUAUAUAUAUCAUGUUAUAGUUUUCAUCUUAACCGUAAAUUUCGGUCUACUCAACUCAGAAAUUACAUCUUUUACCGUGUGUUAGGUCACUUCCUGUAUGUAUGACUCAUUAUGCUGUAGGUCACUCCCUUUAAGUCUGGUUCCCCGGUGGGACAGCGGUAAGUCUUCGGAUUUACAAUGCUAAAAUCAGGGGUUAGAUUCCCCCCCCCCCUCGGUAGACACAGCAGAUAGCCUGAUGUGGCUUUGCUUUACGAAAACACACGCUAUACCUUUUAAACAUAUCCCUGUAUCUUGGGGAUACAUUAAUACACCUCUCUUGGUACUCAUAGACAAAACAAAGAAAAUACUCCAGUAUUUAGUUGACAAGAUGUACCGAAGAAAAAUAAAAUCAUGAUAUACAGCGUAAACUCAGUGUAGUGGGCAGCCAUGUCCUGUAUAGCAUGUGUUAUUUAAAUCAAUGCAGGAAGGAUAAAACAAACACACCUAUAUGAUUGGAGUCCCCAUUAGUGACUAAUCGUCUAACCGAUGAGUGUUUGACAAACAUACGUGUGCAUGUGGACUCGCGGUGAAGUAAGCCGAAAGUGUGUCCAAUCAAGACCAGCGUGUUCUGCGUUUAGUCAGUUUCGCGUUUUAUCGUCCCUAGUUAUUUCGUUGUUGCAUAAAGGAUUAAAGCAUUAUGUUGCUUAGAGUUAGUCAUCCCAAAAGUAUGCAAGAAGAUCCCUAAAAUGUUUGAUAAAAACAUCAUCGUAGAGAUUAGAUACAGAGUAGUGUGUAAAAGAUGUCGAUAGUGUAGUUCUUUCCCGCCGUUUCAGCAAACGACACGUUAGUAGUGUUGAGUGUGCAGUUAGGUUUAUGUAACCUAUACGUCAAAAUCUUCGAAUGGCAAUAGGAUGUAUAUGUGAAACGCCUAUGGUGUUGGUCAACAGAUGGCCUACCAACUGUGAAUACAAGUAACAGAGUUCUUUAUAUCAUCUUUCCAACUUUUACUGCUCUGAAAAAUGAUAGGAAACGUCACUUUAUCAUUUCCAACCAACAAUGAGCACUUAUAACCUAACGCAGUUGCAAAAAACAGCUGAAGAGAGAGCAGAAAUAGUAGCAAAGUAUGACCGUGGUCGAGAGAAUGGAGCCAAUAUUGAUCCUUGGGAAGAUCCAGCUUUUGAAAUUUAUCAUGUUACAGACCGUUAUGGAUUUUUGCAUGAUUCUCGCCUUCCAGAACGACUAACAGCUCAUGAAGAAAAGGUGCGUGAAAUAGAAAAUGAAAGGUUAAACAAAUGGAUGAAAAUGCUUAAAUCAUGGGAGAAGUAUUGUCGAAGUGACAAACUGAAACGAAGAAUAUACAAGGGAAUACCAAAUGCUGUGCGUGGUGAAAUGUGGACAAGAUUACUAGACAUCCAACGAGUAAAAGAAGAACAAGAAGGAAAAUAUAAGGAAAUGAAGCAACGAGCCAAACAAUGGUCGCCAGACGCGAGGCAGAUAGACUUGGAUGUCAAUCGUACGUACAGGAACCACAUUAUGUUUCGUGAACGGUAUGGAGUUCAACAGCAAGCACUAUUUCAUGUCCUUUUGGCUUACUCUGUGUAUAACACUGAAAUAGGCUAUUGUCAAGGGAUGAGUCAAAUUGCUGCACUUUUGCUGAUGUACAUGAGUGAAGAGGAUGCCUUCUGGUCACUUUCUGUCUUAAUGACAAGUGAAAAACAUGCUAUGCAUGGAUUUUUCAUACCUGGCUUCCCUAAGCUUCAAAGAUUUCAGGAGCAUCAUGACACAAUUUUAACUAAAUUUCUUCCCAAGCUGAAAAAGCAUCUAGACAAAUAUGAGAUCCAUUCUAGUUUGUAUACACUAAAGUGGUUUUUUCAGUGUUUCUUAGAUAGGGUUCCUUUUACUUUAACUCUUCGUCUCUGGGACAUCUAUAUACUAGAAGGUGAAAUGGUUCUCACUGCCAUGUCAUACACAUUGCUUAAGCUACACAGAAAAACAUUGUUGAAAAUGGGAUUGGAAGAAAUAGUGGAGUUUUUGCAAGUUAAGCUAGAACAAGAUUUUGGUUACCAUGAUGAUGCUGCUGUGGAUGCCCUUACAACUUCUGUUGAAGAUUUACGAAAGCACAAGUUGCACCUUCCUGGCCGUAGACCAGAUCACGAACUUCCACAAAAGCCAUUUGGUUUAAUGACUGAACUACCUGUGAAGCCACAGAUUAGUCUAGGAAGCCAAGAAAGUGAAACGGUAGUCUUAGCUAAUGGCAAUCAGUCUCCUCUAUGGAAGAAUGAGGAAUUGUUGAGCACUAGUGAUUACAAUUCAGGAAGCAGUCUUCAGAGAGAAUCAAGGAACUCGGACAACCUCGAUAACGACAAUGGUAGUUCAAUUGUCGAUCCGCUGAGUUCAAGAAACUCUCUUGCAGGAACAUCACAGACAUCAGCAGCAGACUUAUCUGUUAUAUCUGCUUUCUCUAGCCCCAACACCACAUUGACCAGACAUGAUGACCAAGAUGGUAAUACCUCUCUCUGCAGUACUGAUAUUGACCCCCACCACCUCCAUCAAACUCUCUCACUCUAUGAUAAUGUGGACUACACAGAAAAUAUGAUGACUGCUCUUGAGGAGUCACCAAUUCUAUCAAGGACUCAGUCUCCCAAUGCUGUGAGAAUGUUUGUGCCAUACAAACAGACUGACUAUCCUCUGGCAGUUUCUUCAAGUUCUUCUUCACAUCAUGGAUUUUCACGUAGUCAUUCUUCUUCACCCCCAAAUGGUGAUGUCACCCUCACCAGUCAGGACCCCAAUAAAAUUACCAUCCAUGUUGAAAUGCACGACCCAUUACACAAUUCUCAGCACAUAACGUGAUAUGGACUUCCUAGUAUUGUGUAUUGUCGUUUCACAUUCCACUGAAAAAUUUGUGGUUAGCGCUCACUAAUGUAGCUUAAAAUAAUCAUAUUUAAUGGUAUCUGUUGACCAGUGGCUAACAUAUGCAACCUAGACCAUGAAAUAAGUGAAACCUGUUUAUGUGACAUACAUUCCAUUACAGAACAAUGCUUAAACUACUUAGUAAUGAUGUAAAAUUAAGUUAGUAAUUUAUAACUUUUAAUAUUUUCUUUCAUCAUUAUAUAUAUCAGUAAGUGAUCCACCUGAUUGUAAGACCCAAACAAACUUUAUUUAUACUAUGUACAUCUUAAAUACUUUAUAGGACUAACAGUUCUUUUAAUCUGUUCUUGCAUGAUGCUAUCUUGUAUGACAGUGCCAUAUUUACUUAAUAUAUUACUAGUUAUUCUAAUCAAAUAUUCAUUUCCUAAAAGAAGUUCAUCUUAUGCAGUCUUGCAUUAAGAAGAUAAAAAAGUACUCAGAAAAUGAAAGGCCAGCAAAUAUUUGUAUAUUUUUUGUAUUGUUUUUCAAGUGCUAUUAGGAAUCUGUGUGGGAGUAAAAACUGUAGUCUAAGCCAGUUGUUUUAUAAACUUGCACACAGAAUAUAGUCAGCCAGUAUCAUGACAUCUAGAUACUGUGUAAAUAAUUGUAGCUAACAUUCCUCAAAGUUUACAAACUUGCAUGUUUAAGAUUGGGAGACCUACUGGUUUUAAAGUCAAACACUUGACUGACAAUGUGUGUGUGUCACAUCCAUUAGCAAAAAUCAUGUAAUGGUAUCCUUCUAUUGUCUCUCAGCCAGAGCUUAAUAAAUUUAAUGGUAUGUGAUCACUAUCCUCCUAAUUUUAAUAUGAAUAAUUAUAAGACUUCAAAAUUUUAGCUGUAUUCCUAUGGCUAUUGAGCUAUUGUAUUGUACUUGGGAGUAUAUCAAAUUUUCAGGUGUGUAGUUAUAUCUUUCUUACUCAUCUAGAGACAUGUAUGUUGAUGUAGCUAUUUAAACAGAAAGGAUUAUUCAUCCAGAGGUGUAUGUGUACAAGGGUGUCCACAGAAAUAUUUUCAGGGAGGUUGCAAAACGUAUGUCUGGGAUCAGCUUUUACAGUGGAAAUCAACAGACUAAAAGAAUAUAUGUUAUGUGUGCUGAAACAGAAAUUUCCAGUUUUAAUAAAAAAUUACUAACAAUUUUGAGUUUAAAUAUGAUGUUAAGUUUAUGUCAUAAUACAUGCAUUUUUUGUGAAAUGUAUUGGGGGGGGGCAAAUACCACCUCAUCCCCCUUCCUGUGGGUGCCCAUGUAUUUGUAUUAAUGUAGCUGUAUAAAGAGAAAGGUUAUUCAUCUGGAGGCACAUUUGUAUUCAUGUAGCUGUAUAAACAGAAAGGAUUACUCAUUCAGAGACACUGUGUACUGGUGUAGCUGUAUAAACAGAAUAAAAUAAUUACUCAUUCAGAGACACAGUGUACUCAUGUAGCUGUAUAAACAGAAAGAAUUACUCAUUCAGAGACACAAUGUAUUCACAUAGCUGUUUAAAAUAGAAAGUAUUACUCAUUCAGAGGUGUAUGUACUCAUGCAGCUGUAUAAACAGAAUAAAAGGAUUACUCAUUUAGAGACACAUUUGUAUUCACAUAGCUGUAAAAAAUAGAAAGUAUUACUCAUUCAGAGGUGUAUGUGCAUUAUGUAGCUGUAUAAACAGAAUGGAAGGAUUACUCAUCUAGAGACAUGUGUAUUCAUAAAGAAAAAGCACGGAUUAAUAGUAUAUCUCAUUUAACUGUGAUUUUUGAUUUAAUAUAUCCAGGCAUAAAUGUGAACUAACACUUGUUUGAUAAAAUACACGUCAAGAAGUACUCUUAAUAUAAGAUUCCAUUUAGUAGAAGGAUUUGUCAAACAUUUAAAGUAAGUACCCAUUAACCAUAACAUUAUGAUAGAGAACUUUCAAAAAAUGUAUCAAACUUGAAUGAGACAAACACAACAAGAGUCUUCUAUAAAAUGGACCAAAGUAUAUAUAAUUUCUGAUAAUGCUUCUUUAUGUGAUACUAGCAACUACUGAAUAUUUUGUUGUUACUUGUAAUUAUUUCGUACUUUCAUCAUUCUAAAAUAAACAAAAAAAUGUAAUUUCACAGUUAUUAAAAACAAAGAUCCAAGCAACAUAGAAAAGUUUUAUGUUUAAGUUUCACGGUUUUAAUAAAUAAUCCUCACAGAUGGAGCUGAGAUAGUUGUCUACCCUAAUGUGUUUGUGAUUAGCUUAGAUUAUUUUUGGAAAGAGGAACUCUUAUCUUUGCAGUUCUUCUAAAACGUUCAAGUAAAUUUGUAUCUCCAAGAGUGGUGAAAACUGACUGACAGAUUAAAUAGCAAAAAAGGUUAAACAAUGAAUGUUGCAAGUUUUAGUAUAUUUAUUUAUUGUAUACUUUUUUUUUAUUAAAGCAUCUCAAAGUUGGAAGAAUUAAUCCAGUUAAAAACUGUACGUUAUAUUACAUAGUCUACCCCUGUGUUUUAACAGCAAAAGCAAACAAGAUAAAGUGCACAGUCAGAUAUGCAAGUCUUUACCCGUUUUGAAACUUAAAAACAUGGAAAUUGUAAUUAAUGCACAGCUUUGGACUUACUGCAUGGGACUAAGUCCGCUUACCAGUGUGCUUGUGGUACUGUGUCUACACAUUUGAAACUUUUGUUCUUCCUCAUUGUGAUGUGAAUAUUAAUUCUUUACAGUUAUUAUUUUUGAAUGUUAAGUAUUUCUGAAUUAAGUAUGUAUGUACUUGUUUGUAUGUGACAACAUUUUCAUAGCCAUUGUUUUUAAAGUCGUGGAUAAAGAUGGAAUAAAAUACCCUAAUAUCA